UCCGAGGUGUCGUGGAUACCCAACAAACAUUACUCAGGUAUUUACGGCUUGAUGAAGCUGACGCUCACCAAAGCUUUGCCCUCCGACCUCUCCAAGGUCAUCGUCCUCGACACCGACAUCACCUUCGCCACCGACAUCGCCGAGCUGUGGGGCAUCUUCAGGAAGUUCACCGAUAAGCAGGUGAUUGGUCUGGUGGAGAACCAGAGUGAUUGGUACCUGGGGAACCUCUGGAAGAACCACAAACCCUGGCCUGCACUCGGACGAGGAUUCAACACCGGCGUGAUCCUCCUCUACCUGGAGCGUCUGCGGAGGCUCGGCUGGGAGCAGAUGUGGAGGCUGACGGCAGAAAGAGAGCUGAUGAGCAUGCUCAGUACGUCUCUGGCCGACCAGGACAUCUUCAACGCCUUCAUAAAGCAGAACCCCGUCCUGGUGCACCAGCUGCCGUGUUUCUGGAACGUCCAGCUGUCGGACCACACUCGCUCUGAGCAGUGCUACACAGAGGUGUCCGACCUCAAGGUGAUCCACUGGAACUCUCCGAAGAAGCUGCGAGUGAAGAACAAACACGUGGAGUUCUUCAGGAAUCUCUACCUCACUUUCCUGGAGUACGACGGGAACCUGCUGAGACGGGAACUGUUCGGCUGCCCGAGCCAGGCGAGCCCCGAGAGCGUGAAGCUGCAGGCGGCUCUGGAGGAUCUCGAUGAGGACGAUCAGUGCUAUGAUUUCCGGCGGGAGCGCCUCACCGUGCACAGAGUUCACCUGUACUUCCUGCAGUACGAGUACUCACCUGCAGAGGACGACACCGACAUCACGCUGGUGGCUCAGCUCUCCAUGGACAGGCUGCAGAUGCUGGAGGCCAUCUGUAAGCACUGGGAGGGGCCCAUCAGCCUGGCGCUCUACAUGUCGGACGCCGAGGCGCAGCAGUUCCUUCGAUACGCUCAGGCCUCCGAGGUCCUGAAGAACCGGAAGAACGUUGGGUACCACAUCGUGUACAAAGAGGGCCAGUUCUACCCCGUCAACCUGGUGAGGAACGUCGCUCUGAGGAACGCCAACACGCCCUACGUCUUCCUCACAGACGUCGACUUCCUGCCCAUGUACGGACUCUACGAAUACCUCAGGCGCACGGUGGUGCAGAUGGACAUGGCUCACACUAAGAAGGCUCUGGUGGUCCCGGCCUUCGAGACGCUCCGGUACCGUCUCUCUUUCCCCAAAUCCAAAGCUGAGCUGCUCUCCAUGCUGGACAUGGGGACUCUCUACACCUUCAGGUAUCACGUGUGGCCCAAAGGUCACGCUCCGACAGAUUACGCCAAAUGGCGGACGGCCACCACGCCGUACCGAGUGGAGUGGGAGGCGGACUUCGAGCCGUACGUGGUGGUGAGGAAGGACUGUCCCGAAUACGACCAGCGCUUCGUGGGCUUCGGCUGGAACAAGGUGUCGCACGUACUGGAGCUGGACGCACAGGAGUACGAACUGAUGGUGCUGCCGAACGCCUUCAUGAUCCACAUGCCGCACGCUCCUAGCUUCGACAUCUCAAAGUUUCGCUCCAGCUCGAGUUACCGCAACUGCCUGAACACGCUGAAGGAAGAGUUUCACCAGGAUCUGUCCAGGAAAUACGGCUCGGCGGCACUGAAGUACCUCACGGCUCAGAGAAACAUCUAGAGGGACGGAGAAAAAGACGUUAAAAACCGCGAGUCCGUCGGACACGUGCUAACGCUGCGCCGCCGCGGAACCGUUAGCCGCAGGGACGCUAACAAAGACGGUUAAAAAGACGGUAAAGCUUUACGGCCCUUUGUGGACAAUCUCGGGCUCCUGUGCAUUAAUUCUCCAGUCGAAGAGAUCACGGGAAGGAUUUCGUUCACAAAAGGACUGAGAAGACGGACUAGCUUUAACGCCGGGAGUAAUUGGUACAACUUGUUCUGACAAUCAGGGUUUCUGUCCGAAUGACGGGAAGAUUUAAGGGAGAAGACGACGUUUCUAAGGGCCAGUCGAAGUGGAGAUAAGCCUUAUCACUCUCCAUGGUAUUUACUGACAUAUUUAAUAUUUCUUUUCUUUCUCCAGUGUAAAUCAAAACCAAUGAUAACAAACAUUGGCAUUAACAAUGUUUUGAUUACGACUUGACAAAGGUUUUGUUUUUCUUCGUUUAUCAUUUCUGACCUUUUUGAAAGAAAAUUCAUUUUUGUCCCGGGUGAAUAAUCUCUGAGCUUCAGGUGUGUGUGUGUGUGUGUGUGUGUGUGUGUGUGUGUGUGUGUGUGUGUGUGUGUGUGUGUGUGUGUGUGUGUGUGUGUGUGUGUGUGUGUGUGUGUGUGUGUGUGUGUGUGUGUGUGUGUGUGUGUGUGUGUGUGUGUGUGUGUGUGUGUGUGUGUGUGUGUGUGUGUGUGUGUGUGUGUGUGUGUGUGUGUGUUGCUUGCAUGUAAAGAGUUGCACUACAUGUCCUCACAUCAAAAGAAAGUGAUUGUUCAUGUUUUUUUCUCUCCGUCUGAAAGCAGUAAAUAUCUAUUAAAGAUAAAACGAUCAUUACUGUUUGGGACCAGCUCUAUUAGCUCUGAAUUACAGAAGCUUUGUUUAACGUCAUUCUGUUGCAGCUUGAAUGUGUCUGAAACACUGGAUAAAUGUGAGCCAUCUACUGAUAUUCUUUUAUUUUGUCCAAGUCCAACUGAAUGGCAAACUCUCAGAUAAUCAAAAGUAGUUUUAAUUAAAAAAAUGCUUAUUUAGCCUCCAAACUAGUAUACAAAUGCCAAUCAUUAGUAUUCAAGAUUUGUAUAUCAGUAGAUUACAAGCCAAGGAUAAACAACUAUAACCGUUUUAUAAUUGUAAUGAUAUACCUAAUGUAAAACUCUUAAAUGAAGUUGAAAUAAUACUCUGAUAUAUAAUAACACACACGAGAAGACUUAGAAAGGAAGCUAACGUUAGCUGCAGUUUAAAUGCAAGAUCCUUUUCAACUUGUUGGAAACAGUAAAGCUAUUUCUUUAAAUGAUUAAUCUGCAGAUGAUAUCCUCCAUAAAUACUUUGAUUUCUAACAUUUCAGAAUCAGGUGGAAAACGUUCAUCCCAGUUUCCCAAAUACCAAGCUUUAAAUGUCUUGUCAGUCAAAAACCAAAGAUAUUGGGUAAGAAAACACUGAAAACUGCAUUUAAAUACAUCUUUGAAUUUAUAUAAUUACUUUUAGUGCUAAUUAGAAAACAAAGGAGUUGAAAGGAAACAAACAUCUAAUUUCAGUUGGACUUUAAUCCUCAUAAUUUCAUAGUUUUGAAAGUCAUGUGGAGUUAUCUCAACAUUAUCAUCUGAGCUACCAUUGAUGUUAUCAUGUUGUUGAAUCUCCCUUUGGUCUAGAGCUGCUGUGAGAUUAAAACUGGAUUAGCCAAAACAUUGGCCCCUGAAAAACUAGUAAAAAGACGUUAUAUAAAGGUUAUUAUUGAUAUUUAAACAUUUCAAUGUAUAUUCAAUCUCCCCAGAGGAUAAUUUGAAUAUUUGAAGGUCUUUAACUUUACUUUGUCGGUUCAACUAGAUUAAAAUGUAAGGCCUCUCUUUUCACUUCAAUUAAUAUUGAAGUAAUUGGCAAUGUUCAAACAGUUCAGCGUAUCAUCAGACUCCUCAGAGGAUGAUCCGAAUGUUUUAAGGUCCUUCCCUUCAUCCUCAAAUUAAUUUCUUAAGCUCAAAUAAAUCAAAAUGUAGGGCUUCUCUACUCUCUUCCACAAGAUAUUGUCCGUAUUUAAACAUUUCAGUGCAUAUUCAUUCUCCCCAGAGGAUAAUCCAAAAUGUCAUCUAUAUUGAAGUUAUUGGCCGUAUUUAAACAUGUUGGUGUUUCGUUAAGCUCCCCAGAGGAUGAUCCCACAUUUUUAGGGUCCUCAAAUGUACUUUUUUUAACUCAAAUAAAUAGAAGUUUGAGGCCUCACUUCUAUUCAUAUUGGAAUUAUCGGAAACAUUUAAACAUUCCAGUGAAAAUUCAAGCCCCCCAGAGGAUAUCCGAAUGUUUUAAGGUCCUAAACUUGACUUUUUUAGCUCAAAUAAAUGAAAAUGUGGGCCCUCAAUUCUCACUUCCAUUUACUUUGAAGUUAUUGUCCGUAUUUAAACAUGUCAGAGUAUGUUCAGGCUCCCCAGGGGAUAAUCCAAAUGUUCUACGGUCCUUAACUUGACUUUUUUUAGCUCAAAUAAAUGAAAAGUUGGGGCCAAUCUUUCAUUGUCACUUUUAUUUUGAUGUUUUUUUAAUUUCCAUCACAUUGUCUGGUUCUUUUGUUGUUUUCCACGAGCAUUUGGACAAAAGGCAAGUGGAGAAGGGUUACGUCUGGUGUCAUUUCCACAGAAGAAGGCGGGAGUGAAGGUGUGUGUGACCCCCCUCAUUGACUUGUUGUUGAUUGUGGUUGAUGCUAGUGCCUUUGCUGUAUUGUGGAACUGGAUAUUGAUUAUAUUGAUUGUACUGAUUGUACCGACAGGCCUGGGGAACGUCAGGCACUCUAUUUAUUAUUGGUGACUCAAAUCGAUCAUAUUUUUAUAUGUAAGUGCUUUAAAUAAAAUUGCCCUUUUUCUAA
Gymnodraco acuticeps is the source of this 4522-nucleotide messenger RNA. RefSeq names its product LARGE xylosyl- and glucuronyltransferase 2. Gene Ontology annotation, biological process: protein O-linked glycosylation via mannose. The record is from RefSeq and is a predicted model, not a curated record. Gene Ontology annotation, molecular function: xylosyltransferase activity; glucuronosyltransferase activity. NCBI's taxonomy places the organism in Eukaryota, Metazoa, Chordata, Actinopteri, Perciformes, Bathydraconidae.